AUGGCUUCUGGAGCAGAAAAUAAUCAGCCCAGAAACCAAGAACAACAUUCCGGCCGACUCUCCGAAAACGACCAACCUCCUGCCGUAUCCAACUACCCCCCAUCAGGGGGUACCAACUACCCUCCUUCAACAAUGAGCUACCCUCAGCAACCUUAUUCAGGGGCUCCCCCUCAAGGCUACCCGGGCUACGGCUAUAGCCCUUACCCCCCUGCGACCUACGCACAGGACCCUGCUGUGGCCUAUUACGCUACGCAUCAAUAUUCACAGGCAGAUGAAGGAGGCAACGCCUGCUUCCGCUGCAUCUGUAUGAUCAUGAUUUUAUCACUCAUGUUAACCGUCAUCGCAAGCAUCAUCUUCUUCUUCGUCGCCAAACCCGAACAUACUUCCUUCAAGGUGGACAGCCUUACCGUCUCCGACUUCAACGUAAACCCGGCAAACAAAGUCGUUACAGGAAAAUGGGACGCCAAAGUGUCCGUGGAAAACAGCAGGACGAGACUCAGAAUCGAAAAGCCGGAGGCGAACCUGUACCAAAAGGAAACCUGGUUAGCCGGCGGGUCGUCCCCUAUGCCGCUCUCCCCCUAUUGGGACGACUAUAGUUGGGGGAAUGCUAGUGAUGAGCUGGAGUUUAAGUUCGAAGUCAACAAUGGCUCGGCGCCGGCGGCAGACAUGGACAAGGAGAUCAGAGAAGCGGGAGGCGUGACUUUCAAUUUGAUUUUUAAUUUGAAUUAUGAGGAGAGGUCAUCUGGGUUAUGGUGGCAUAUAAAAAGUGGGAACAUGAAAGUUACGUGCAAAGAUUUGAAGAUUGGUUUGGCGGUCGGUGCAAACAGUGGAACGCUUACCGGUGGUAAAAAAGAUUGUGAUGUUUCCGGUUGA
Messenger RNA from Argentina anserina (silverweed cinquefoil), 873 nucleotides. RefSeq lists its product as uncharacterized. Gene Ontology annotation, cellular component: plasma membrane. The record is from RefSeq and is a predicted model, not a curated record. The transcript has a single exon. Lineage: Eukaryota; Viridiplantae; Streptophyta; Magnoliopsida; Rosales; Rosaceae. The coding region runs from base 1 to 873 and encodes 290 amino acids.